Molecule: messenger RNA, 672 nt
Organism: Penicillium soppii
Lineage: Eukaryota; Fungi; Ascomycota; Eurotiomycetes; Eurotiales; Aspergillaceae
Exons: 4
Coding region: 1-672 (223 amino acids)
Source: RefSeq, a predicted model, not a curated record
AUGGUGCUUCUAAAGCCGUCGACUCUUUCCAUCAGCCACUUAAAAUGGGACGAGUUUCGGUGCAGUAUCAUUGAUCAAGAUGCCGCCGUCUUCAUGAUGCGGUCUGAACCCUCUAUUAAGCUCUCCCCUUUGGCGGCGGCAGUAUUGCUAAGGUCAAAGGCAAUUCGCAGGUCAGAGAUAGAACUUGUCAAGCGUCAGGUUUAUGAUAUCGAGCCCGCAGAAGAGCCCGUUCCUUUGAUAGAGUCCGGGUCUGCCCUUGUUGGUGUAAAGUCGGUCAGCAAAAGUUUGAUCAAAGCUAUUGUCAAGCCAACAGUAUCGCAUAUCUCGGAUGCUUACAAUUCGCGCGAGGUCAGCACUCAGCAAAGAACACAAGAAAACGGAACGUCCGCCCGCGAAAGCGGUAAGUUUAAAUCAUCAAAGUCAGAUGUUGCUGUGAAGGUUGCGAAGAUCAUGGGAUUCGGAUCGGCAGUGUUUUGUGGAAAGGUUGCAGCUUUACCAUUCAAAACGGUAUGGUAUAUGGGUGAAACCGCGUCUUAUGGAAUACGGAGUCUGCAAGGCUUGGAGCGUCAUCAGGGACGUGUAUUGAAGGCCAUUGAAGAGGCUGAAACAAAAUAUCCUCAAGGAUCCAUAAGAGGUUAUUUGGCAAAUAAUAUGGAAACAACCGGAUGCUAA